Molecule: messenger RNA, 3597 nt
Organism: Malassezia restricta
Lineage: Eukaryota; Fungi; Basidiomycota; Malasseziomycetes; Malasseziales; Malasseziaceae
Product: RhoGEF domain protein
Exons: 2
Coding region: 1-3597 (1198 amino acids)
Biological process (GO): intracellular signal transduction
Molecular function (GO): guanyl-nucleotide exchange factor activity
Source: RefSeq, a predicted model, not a curated record
AUGAGCGGACUGUGGUCUGGACGCCAGCGUACAGAUGCAAGCAAUCGAGAUGGUGCGGAGACAUCGAAAACGAAAACGUCAGCCUUCCGCAGGCCUUCUUUGGUUCCACGUAGGUCCAAUCGAGACAGUCCAUCCAAAGAUGUAUUCAUGACCAGCGAGCGGCGCUCUAUCUCGAUGCCUUUUGACACACAAUCAAGCAACCCCAAUGUGUCUGGACAGUAUGCCUCUACCAGUGCAGAAACGCCGCCCUUCCACUCGAAUCGCCAUGCAUCUACUAGCGUUUCGUCCACUGAAUCGCGGCCAAGCUCUGUUCUCGCCCCAAGUGGUGGAUAUCAAGCACGGUCACCUAUCAUUCAAGCACGAGACAGUGAUAAAGCAUCUCCAAGCUCAGCUCCGUCAAACCCUCUCAUGUCGCAAUUCAAACCAUUCGGAGAUCUUCCGCGUCGUAUGCCACGACCUUCUCAUGCUAAGGGGAUGCAGUUUGAUACGCCUCCUCACUCACCACCAUUCAUGGACGUGGGUAUCCCCCCAAGCUACCAACGCCUGCUAAGCUCGUCCCCUGUUGAUUCAAAAGCUCUUAGCCGGGGGGAUGAUGCUUGCUCGAUUGUCACAGACUCUUCGUCGAUUCGGCAACGACCAGCAUCGCGGGCAGCCUCGUUGUACGGUGUACAACCACCUCUUUCUCCCGUUGGCACUCAAAGGUCCAUUUCACCUCCCCCCGUCCCUCAAAAAUCCUCUUCGCCAACGUCAGAUCGCCGCAUUGGUCCAAAGUCACCUCUGCGUGCUCCAGUUAUGGCUUCGGGACGAAAUACGCCUGCGUCACUCGCUGUCAAAGUGCCGUCUAUUCAUGAACUAGAUAUGGCACCACCAUCGAUUGAUUCUUUAUGGCGCUCUGAUAGCGUCAAGACAUCCGGCUCGACAAUUCGAUCCGAGUCAGAAGAUGGAGCCUGGGACUCAUACGACUCGACGCCGUCAACGCCUAUGCGUGAUGGCUUCCAGCCACCUUUAUCCACACCCCUUGCCGUCCAGUUUGUUCAGACCGGCAAGGGAGUGUUGAGUGUGGUGUCGUCGGAGGACGAUGCGCCCAGACGCGUCACUUCAUCAACCACACAUCUCUCUAUGGUAAAUUGUCCGCUGCCCAGCUACGACAUGCUGCGCAUCCCUAACAUGCUAGUCGUGCUGGACAUGUCUAGCUCUCAUCUUUCUGCUUUGCCUGAAUCACUGGCUCUGUGUACUUCGCUAGAAGAGCUGAACAUUUCCUGUAAUCCUUUGGGCACUUCGAAUAUGGCUGCACCCAUGUCUUGUCUCCGUGCUUUGGAGAACCUCCGCGUAUUGCUUGUCGAUGGCUGUAAGUUGCCUGUGGUUCCCCACGAAAUUCUCAGCCUGGAACGCUUGCAAAUUCUUGGAUUACGCCAGAACCGACUGACUUGCCUGCCCAGUUGGAUGCAUGCGCUCGAUUACCUUGACUGUCUCUUGCUCGCAGGCAAUACACAAUGGACUCCAGCCUGGAAGGCCAUUGUAGGACCACUUUUGCAUCCUAGCAACGACCCCCCAUCCCCAGCGACAAACAUAAUGCCAACGACGCCUACGGUCAACACUCAGAUCUCGCCUAAGCCCCCACCUAUUCAAAGCCCUUCUGAAGCACGCAAACGCAGUGGUGGCUUUUUAAAUAAGCUUAAAACGAAUAAUCGUACAGGUGCUCAACUUGACGGUUCUUCGUUGGUACGAGCGCCGAGCAGAGCAGGGACAGUGUCUGAUACAGCUAGUAUAUCAUCCGCCGCCAGCGUAACGACAGACUCACCUGUGAGGUCCUCGAAUGCAGGUGGUUUAAGGGUACCUCAUCAAACGCCAACCAGAACUUUUAUGGUGCCGUUGCCUAGGCUGGGUCAAUUGCCGUCGAAUUCGCAUGAAACCAGGUCACUGUCCUGCUUCUUACCUGUCUAUGCCGACAACGGUGAUAGGGAGUCUGUGUUGGCUUGGUAUGCCCGCGUGGGUACUUCGUAUGUCCGAAAUCUCCGGGCUUACCUACGUGAUAUGGAUGAACUGUUACCAGAGCGACAUCGCCAAGUGCCACAGACAGCUUCGUCAGUGGCCGAUAGCAGCGGAUUUGGCAGCCCCAUCAUGACUUCGGGAGAUGCUUCAGACUCAACUCCCAGUGGUACAGCUGGUGAAGUCUCUUCACGCCACAGCAUCUUGGAAGAUGUGGGUGAAACGAAUAAGACGCAUGUCAAAGAUAAUGCUGCGAAACGAUAUUGUGUACUUCGCGAAAUCAUUGAGACAGAACGAACAUAUGUUGCUGGCUUAUCUGAGUUAAUGGACAUUUACGUGAAAAGGGCUCGACAGCCAAUGGACGGUGUAUCAGACGAACGCGUUAUGUCUGUCGAAAAAGAGCGUAUCAUUUUUGGGCACAUCGAAGUAAUCAUUCAAUUUCAUCAAGGGGCAUUCUUGCCAGAACUGGAACGAAAGACGGCGGCCCUAUUCAAGAUAUCUGAGCUAGAUGAGGAGCAACAUGCAUCGCUCAGCGCUCAAGUCGCAGCUGAUGUGGCGAAUGUAUUUUCGGAAUAUGCCACGUACUUUAAAAUGUACACAAACUACGUCAAUCAAUAUGAGACAGCCUUGAAAAUUAUCUCGCAAUGGCAUGAGCCAAUAUCGCCCCGUGUAAAAUCCGCUAUCAAGUCAUCUAGCACCUCACUUGCCUCGAUUGGACAGCGCUUCUUGAACAUUGACCCGGCUUUGUCUAGCACAUCACCUACCGCUCUCACCUUUGAAGAAAAAGCAUUAAGUGAUUUACAGCCCAUUUCGCAUGCAGAGCAUCGACGUAUGCAGCUCUUCCUCAGACGGUGCCGCGACGACCCUCGUCACUCGCAAAUUAACUUGGAGGGAUAUCUUCUCUUACCGAUACAGCGUAUCCCACGAUACCGCUUGCUGCUAGAGCAGCUCGUCAAAUGUACAUCGCACGGCGUGUUGCCUGAUUUGGAUCGUGAGGCCUUGGCACGUGCACUUGCACACAUUUCGUUGGUGGCCUCAUGGGUGAACGAGGGCAAGCGCCAAUCUGAGCAAGGCAAACGCCUUUUACAAUGGCAGAGUCGUUUGCGUGGUACAUUUUCUGCCCCAUUGGUUCAGCCGCAUCGACGUCUUGUGUGUGACGGGCCAUUUAGAUUGUGUCGCGUGUCGAAGCGUGUGUACCAAGGCACGCCGCCCGGCGAUGUUUCUGGCCCUAGGAUGAGUUGUGACGAAGAUUUUCUUGAGCAGAUGACCAUGGAUUUGCCUCUCCAUCUUUUGUUGUGUAAUGACCUCAUUGCUGCUGUAUCGUCUAGCGUGUCAUCCACCGAAGAUGCUUCGCCUAUAAGCGGUAAAAGUCGUGUGAUGCAUGGCUCGGCAUCAGGUGAAACAGGCGCGUUGGACCUGGUAGCAGUGCUCAAACCGCAAGUCCAUAUGCUGCCUCCAGGCAUGCAUAAAACCGUCAUGUUGCCGCCAGCAUCCGUUGUGGGACCGUCACUGCUUCGUAUCGUGGAUGCAAAGUACAUUUAUUACUUCAUGGCGCCUUCUCACACUGAGGCGCAGCGCUGGCAAUCAUUUAUCAAUGCUCAAGUGUAA